Molecule: messenger RNA, 2268 nt
Organism: Insectozyma verbasci
Lineage: Eukaryota; Fungi; Ascomycota; Pichiomycetes; Serinales; Debaryomycetaceae
Source: the annotation of a GenBank genome assembly
AUGUCCAAUCUAUGGGCUAUAAAUGCAACUAAAAAGAAGAAGAAUGAUCAUGUAAUUGCAGGCUCAUCCAAAUGGGUAUCAAGUGAAUUAAAUAAUCAAUUAUCAAUUUCUUCAAAUCUGAUUGAACAACAUUAUAAUGAAAUUGUUAAUCAAAAUGACUAUUUAGAGAAUUUAUUGAGUAAUUUGGAAAAUGGGGUGGUUGAUUUGAGUUUUUUAAAUGAUGAUGAAGAUGACAAGAAGUUUGAAUCACGUAAGAAAAAUAUACCACCACGAAUAUCAGAUGAGAAAAGAGAAAAGGAUGAAGUUGAUCUUUUAAACGUGUCUUUCGUAUUACCAUCACCAAAAUCAUUAGCAGUUGUAAAGAAUUUACCAAAAGGAAGUCCAUUGAGAAAUGAAAACGUACGAGAGAAUGAAAUAGAUGAACCCAGGGUCUCAAGAAAAAGAAGUUCAUUAAUAUUUGAAGAUGAUCUGUUUCAAGCAAUUAGUAAAGCUAUUAGAAAAAGUACAGCUGGUAAAUCCUUAACCAAUUCAUCAAAUAAUAAUAAAUCUGAAUCACAUAAAUCUGAAUCACAUAAACCAAAAUCACCAGCAAUGAAACAAGAAUCACCAGAUAGUAAACUGGCACCUGUUAAAUUACCAGAUGAAUCACCAAAAGUUAUACCUAAACAAGUUUCACCUAUUUCAAAAGCACCACUUUCUUCCGUAUUUACACCAGUUGAGAAUACAAAUAAAAUUAAAGAACAACCACCACCACAAUCAAGUUUAGGAUCAACAAAGACUCCAAGAAGUCGAAGCUCUGCAUUUAUCUCAUUACCAGCAAGAGAACCAAUUAUAGUAAAAUCAGCAACAAAACCAAGAAAAAGUACAAUUAAAUCACAUUCAAGAAUGUUGGAUAAAUUAGACUUUGAGUCGAGUUUUCAUGAAGUACAACCAUCAAAGGCAUUUAAUGAUAUAAAUAAAGAAAACAAGAUAGACAUACUCAAUGCUAAUGUCAAGCCUGCAACCAAAUUUGAAAUGAAUGAUCAAUUUAAAUUAUCACCAGUUAGACUACCUCAAAAAUUCCAACCAAAACCUAUAUUUGAAUCAAGAAUACCCGAAAUAAAUAAUGAUAAAAAUAAAACUAUGAAAUUACAACCUCCUAUCAAUCUUACACAUAAAGAUAGAGUAAUUAAUUCACCUACAAAAUCUCCACAAAAACAAUUUAUACCUUCAUCGACUGAAAUACCCAUUAGAUCACCAAUUAAAACUACAGAAAGUACGACAGUAUGGUCAAAUAUUGAAAAAUAUAGAGCUUUAUCUCCAAUCAAGCUGCCAGUCAAAAAUCAAAUAAGGUCAACUUCAAGAUCAAGAUCACCUACUAGAUUACCACCAGCUAAAUUAAGUGCAACACCAAAAUUAUCAUCCCCUAUAGAGAGAAAAAACUCAAUGCCAAGAAGAACCAAAUCUCCAGAACCAUCAAUAAGUAAAUCAACUGCUUCGACUACUGCUAGUGCAUCACGGAAUAAAUCUAAGAAAUCAGAAGGUAGAAAAAUUGAAAGAAAUAGAUUUUUAACUACGUCAUUAAUACCCAACAAUAAUGAAAGUACAAGUAAUGAUCGAAAAUCAACAAAUGUUAAACCACUUCCUAAAAAAUCAUUAUCACCAGUAAGACCAGUACAAUUACCACCACUACGAAAAAGUGCAAAGAAAAGCAUGAUGGAAAUAAGAAGUGAAGAAGCAGCUUUAAAACCUAAACAGAGAAUUGUGUUAAAUUACAACCAUGUAUUGAAAAGAAAACUGGAAGUCAGAAAGGAAGAAGCAAAAGAUACACCACUAGCUCCGAAACCUCAACCAAUCAAUCAUCCACCUCCACCAUCAGAUCAACCAAGACAGAAAAAACCAAAAACUGGAAAUGCAGUUGCUUUGCCAGAUGCAGCUCGUGGAAUAUUUAAAAGAAAAGACAAUACUAAAAAACCAAUUGAAACUCCAAAAAGAAGAAUAUUUGACACCAAUUUAACAAAAUAUAGUCCAAAUACUCUACCUGAAGUAUUAUCAGAUAAUGAUUUUUCACCAUCCAAGAAAAUUUUACAACCAUGGGCAAGAACACCAGAAUUAGAUAAAACUAUAUUAAAAUUCUCCACCAUGAAUCCAAAUAAUUUCUUUCCAGCACCACCAAAAAUUGAUAUAAAUAAAAUUUUCAAUAAUGAUCGAAUUGAAAAAUCACCUACUACAAUUUCAAGUUCUACAGUAGAAAGACAUGGAUAUGAUAAAAGAAUGGGAUAUCAUUAA